AUGAACGAGUCUUUCUUCGCCCAUAUGGGUGGGCUGGGCUCCAAUGACAUGCGUCCUCCCUACCAACUGCAGUUUCCUCAUUCUACCGUCGACGAUGAUGAUGUCGAGAGCAACGAUUCCCCCGUUUCCGACACCACUUCACAUCCCUAUGAAACGGGGAGUUCUCAGGGCGAUACCUUCAGCGACCGCUCCUCCGACACCAACUACGGCAACCUCUUUGCCAACGGAACCGCCGUGGGAUAUUUCCCCAGCAUCGAGUUGACCGAGAACGGGGACAUCCGCGAGAACGGCCCUGAGGACGAGCGGCGCUCGGUCUUUCUACCGUCCGUGUCCGGGGACAGCAGCGAUGCAAGCUCCGCCACGCAUGAGAGCGGCUUCAGCAAGCGCCGCGGCGAGCGACACCCCGACAGGGACUGCAUCUUCAGCAGCGAUGGCAAGACUCGUGCGUCGCGAACCACCGCCCAGUCCAUCGCCCAGCAGGCCAUGAACGCCCAGCUUCUCAACCCCAUACAAGAACUACCAGAGGUCUUCUCCGACGAACCCGUGGCCCCGGGCGACAUCGCCCAUCCCGGCCACUGGAACCACGCCGGCGUCACCCAAAUGACUCACGGCCUGCAGGCGUCAUCUGCCAGUGCCAUGGCGGCGUUGGCGUCAUCCGGGGCCUCCUCAGCAGCGUUGUCCAACACCUCCACCCGCCGCACCGACGCGACCGAGGUCGUGGCAUACUUGCCCUGCGAGUUCCAGAAAUACGAAAACUGUACAGCCACCUUUCCCCUCCAUCGGUCUGAGUUCGGCAUCGACGCUUGGACCGACCACAUGGUGAGGAUGCACAUGGCCCAGCGGUUCCCCUCUCGGAACUCGCAGUGCUGGUUCUGCGACAUACAGUUCCCCAUCAACAAGGAUUGCCAGUCCGAUCGAUCCAUCGUCAUAAGCGUAUACAGGAAGCGCAUGAGGCAUAUUGCCCAACACUAUCUCAAGCAGGCCCGCGGCGAGGAAGCCCGGGCCGAGCCGCGCCGAGACCCCGACUUUGAGGCGCACCUGGUUGAAAAUGGUAUCUGGGUAGCUCCCGCCGUCGAGGGCGGCAAAGCAAGAGUCCCGUCCGGCAAUGACGUGAGGGCGCCCAUACAGGAUCGUUGCCUCCCGACAAAGCGUUUCCGAAGUACCCAGUCGGAGGUCGAGGUUAUCACCGAGAGGCGGCGCCAUAGUAGGGGUGGUAGGUCGGAAAGUCAUCAACAGGUAAGGCAUCACCAGUAA
Cordyceps fumosorosea ARSEF 2679 is the source of this 1254-nucleotide messenger RNA. RefSeq lists its product as hypothetical. NCBI's taxonomy places the organism in Eukaryota, Fungi, Ascomycota, Sordariomycetes, Hypocreales, Cordycipitaceae. Bases 1 to 1254 code for a protein of 417 amino acids. The record is from RefSeq and is a predicted model, not a curated record. The transcript has a single exon.